Molecule: messenger RNA, 10061 nt
Organism: Cinara cedri
Lineage: Eukaryota; Metazoa; Arthropoda; Insecta; Hemiptera; Aphididae
Source: the annotation of a GenBank genome assembly
UGGACAUAAUAAUAUAAUACAUUAUAUUUCAACAUUUUCUCUAAUUGAUAGUAGUCACCAGUCACAGUUAAUAGCAGCAUUGUAUGCCUAAUUAAUGGUAAGAGUAGUUGCAGUUAACAGUAACAACUGCUAAAAAUAAAUUAUCUAUCCAUAAGGUAGAGCAACUGUGAUGUUUAUUUCAAGUAAGCAGGUACUGAUAAGAACCGUUUAUUUUAUUAGUGAUAUAAACAGUUUUUUUUUUACUAUCUGGUUUAGAAUAUGUGAUACAGUUACCUUUCAGAGAUUAUUUCCUUUAUCUAUAGUGUAUGGGUAAACACUAUAAACAAAACAACGUGCUUCCUUUAUUUUCUUCUUUAAGUUUUGUUAAAUAUUGUUGAAAUCGUUUGUUAUUAUAUUUACGCUGUACAAGAUACAGAUUUAUUUUUUAUAAUUAAACUUUAUAGACUGAAAUAAAUCCUAGAACGUGAACUAACCAAAGGUAUGUAUUAGAUAUACUGUAUAAUAUAAUACUAUAGUGGAUGUAGAUGGAUUCUAGAAAUAAAAUAAUCUGAAAAACUUAAAAUUUAUAUUUUUAAUUUAUACUAUGUUUAUACUUUAGUAGAAUGCAUAUAUUACAGGUUUAAUCAUAGGUGUGUAAUUUCAAUAGGCUUAUGGUAUUUCUGUAGGUCAGGAAUCACUUUAUGGUUGACAAUAACAUUCUUCCUGUGAGCAGGAUUUUGAAGAUCGACAGCUUGUGUAUAAUUCUGUCUAACAGUAUCUUCUUUCCGUUCUUCUUUGCCUUCAUCCCAACUAUUUGAAGUUGGCCACUCUCAUUUUAAACAUUCACUUGAUCCGUUCUCCCACUUCGUAUGCAAUUCUCAAUCGCAUCCACCCACCUUUUGCAUUUUUGUUACAAUUCUAACUAUUUUAGGUUUCUCUCUCAUGUAACAUGUUCAAAUCUUAUCUGCUAUUUUUUAUACACUCAUCCCUUACUCUAUAUUCUCUUGUCACUUCACUCAUCCACCUAAGCAUUUUCUUAAUUAUCUCUGCUACACUCGUUUUCUGCCCUAUUUGUCUAUCCACCAUUCAACACUCUAAACCAUAUAACAAUCAGCCUUCCCAUACUUCUGUAGAUCUUAAAUUUUACUCUCUUAAUUAGAAUUCUCUCAUUACAUAAUACACUUAAUGCUUCUCUCUACUUUAUCCAACUUACCUAAUAUUAUACUUCACAUCCUCCUGAAAUCUUAAAAUACUUAAAACUCUUACUCUUAACCUCACCUAAAACUACUUCUUAUCAUUAACUGUCUUAUUCUGUUUCACCAAACUCGUAUUCUGUUUUACUUCUACUUAUCUUUAGUUUUUUUUCUUCGAGUGUUACUCUACAUUCCUCAAGCCUAUUAAAUUAUUCUAGAUUAUUUCCUAUUAAAACUACAUUAUCUACAAACGUCAUGCACCAUGGUACCUCCUUUCAGCUGUUGUCACCGCGCACAUCUAAGAUAGGACAAUCUGCCCAAGUCUUGGUUAAAACUAAUCAUGUUGUCUAAUUGAAUUUACACUGGCUGUCAACCUGGCAACCUCAUUUGUUGCCUCUUAGACAAGACAGGUAGAGAUAACAUGGGAGCAUUAACUAUAAAGUGAUUAUCUUCACCUUACAGAAAAAAUACCAUAUGCCUACUGGAAUCACCCCCCCCCCACUUAUGUAAUGUACAGGAAAUACUACAUACUAGCUCUAAUUUUGUUUCAUUAUCUAAAUGAGAACAAGAACUAACUACACAUUUUUUAUAUUUCAAAAAUUAAUGAAGAAUUUAAUAGUCUAUUAUACCAUUCCAAAGAUACUUAUUGUUAUAAAAUUAAAAAAAAAAACAAGUAUAUAUUUUACUAAAUUAUGUUUACCUUUUUACUUUGAAUAAACAGUUUAUAUGAUUCAAUAAAACAAAUUUAAAUUCACCCAUCAUUAUCACUUAUAGGCACACUCUAAUAUUUAGCCCUAGUGCUGCCUUUGGAUAUGAGGACAGCCGGUGUAUACAAAGUUAGAGAUUGGGUCAAAUGGAACUAGAGAACGAGGGUGACUAACUUAAAAUAUUUGGGAUGAAGGCAAAGAAGAAGAAGAUGUUUAUUUGUAUAGAUUUAUAAAUAUCUAUUAACUAUCAAAUUUUCAAAUUAAAAUAAAUUAAUAAUAAUAAAUCGCAUAGUAUAGUAUAUGCUAUUAUAAUGGUUAACAAAUUAUAUACUUUUAUAUUAGUACAAUAUUAUAUUAUACAAUUUCUUAAAUAUAAGAAUAUACAAUUUUCUUCUACCAAAUUAAUUUGUCUAAAUGUACCAGUAACAUAUGUAUUAUUUAAGUAUUCUUAGACAGUUAAAGUAUUUUCUGGAAUUAUACAUUUCAAGUGUAUCAUUCCUUCAGUCAUAUCAAAUACUGGUAAAAAAUAUGAUGUAUCCAACUAUCGGCAAAAUAAAGAAAAUUCUUCAUUCAAUUUAUAAUCAUGUUAUAAUCCCAUUUUUUGAUUUCGAUAAUGUGUUGCUUGGAUAUAGUGAUUAAAAUAACCAUUCACUUCUAACAUAUCCACCUUUCACUAUUUUUAUUUGAUUUAUAACUGCUUUUUCAAAAUCACAUGUAUGAAUUUAGGAUCUAGAAAAAUAUUUUAGUUCUAAAUAGUUCCUUAUUUACCCAUAAGUAAAUUGUGUUUUAAAUACCAUUAAGUUUAUAUGAUAAUUGUAUGAAGUUACAUAAACUCUGUAGGUGACAAAGCAAAAUUUCCAUUUUUCAUAUUAAAUUUGGAUAAAUAUUGAAGUCUUGUUUGCUGCAAACAUUAUUAUCUUUUCUUCAUCAUCAUUGUCAACCAAAAGUAAUAUUUUUUAUUUGGAUUUCCAGAUGUGAACCACUCUUCCUUUAUAUUAAUUCCACUUUCUGGUUGGUUUAUUUUCCAACUUAAUUGUACUUUUAAGUGGAAUUUAUAACUUUGGGUCAUUUUCAGUAUAUAUUUAAAACACAAAUGUAAUUUAAAUUUUGUUGAUAAAUAUGGUGAUCAGACAAAUAAUCCAAAAAAAAGUAAUAUUUAAAAAUGUAUGUCCUCCAUUAAGAAAAUUCCCUCCCUUGAAAGAAUUGGCCAAUGUGUAUAUUAUUCUACCCAUUUUGUCCAUAGCUCAUCUCCAUCUAUAUAUUUUUUUUUCAUCUGAUUAUUUUGUUAUUAUUUUUUUUAUUAUCAACUAUAAAAACUAAUUAUUUGAAAUUAUAAUGUCCACUCAUUUAGUUUGUAAUAGUCUUUGUGAUAAAAAUACAUAGAAAUUUAAGUAAUUUUAAUAAACCUUAAGUAUACUUAUUUAAAUUAAUUUUUAAAGGUAAACAUUUAAAUAAAUAAAUACAAAAUUUUGUUAAUAUAUUUCUGGUGCUUAUGAUGUUAACGUUUUUUUUUUUUUCAUCGAACAGUGGUUCUUCAGCUGUCGCUACUGUUGUUAAUCAUUUGCAGAUGUUUGGGAUACAUAAGGUUAAACCAUAAAAUAUAAAAAUAUAAAUGAAUAAUCAAAUUACACAACAUCAUAAAGAUGUAUUAGCCUAUAAUAUUUUCAAAAAAAAGAGUACAAUUUUAUGUACUUAACUCUAUUGUUGAGGUCAUAGGACUAUGCAUCAAAAAAGAGUAAUGUCUUACAAAAUAGAGAAUGUCUGAUCUCCAUACCUAUAAUGCUAAAAUUAAUUGUUUAAAUUGUUUUUACCAAUUACCAUAUAGAUGGAUAUAGUUAAUAUUAUAGUUAGUAGACAAUCAAAUACUAAUAAUGAAUUUAUGAUUAUCACUGUUAAAUACAAGGGACAAGGGUGGCUUCAAAAAAAAAAAAAAAUAUGGAAAUAUGGUAGGUUGGUACUUCUUAGUAAUAAAAAAAGUAAUAAAAUAAUAAAGUUAAAACAAAAUUAUUAAAAUGGUUAGUACUCGUAAAUAAAGUAAAAGUCGCGUUUUACAUUUUGACUGUGAUAUACCUGAUGAUGAAUUUUUAAUUCGAAACCGGUCAUAUAAUACACUAAUAAUACUCCAGGUGAUGCAUUCAUUCAUUCAUUUAUUUACUUUAAUUAAAAAAUAGUGUUCAUAAGACAACAUUUAACUGAGAAGAUAAUUUUAGUAAGUAUGUUAUUUAGUUUAUCACUGUCUUUUAUUAUCAUCCCUUUAGUUUAAUUGAACACUAGCGUAUUACAAAUCAUACAUAUGGUAACCAUUUUUAUUUUUUAUAGUAUAGCAAUUGAUCAGUGAUGAUCAAUUACACCAUUAUUGUAAUAUGUUAAUGAAUAAUAUUACUAUUUACUUCUAUAGCUGUAAAGAAAUAACCGUUUAAAAAAUAUUGGAUAUUAUAUUAUGUAAUUUGAAUUAUAUCUUAGUUAAAUAUUUAUAGAAUAUAAGACAUCACCAUGGGUAAAAAUAAAAAAAAAGGCACAUCUCGAGUUGAAAAAGCAAAUGCUAAAAAAGAAAAAAAGAUUGCCCAAAGGAUUAAAAAGGAUAUUGGAAAAAUUGGAGAGGUAAAUUUAAUGCCUAUAAAAUGGUUUCUAUAUUAAAUGAUCAUAAAAUAAUAAAUGUAUUUAUUGAAUAAUUUUUAAAAGUUUUAUUUAUUUUGUUAUGUUAUUAUAUUUACAUUACUUGAAAUGUUAAUUAUUGUUUCUCUAGCAAGAGGUAUCUAUUAUAGUGGCUCAUAUUGAGGCAAAAAAUAAAGCAAAAAUUAAAGUUAUAGAUACAAAAAUUGAGUAUCCUUCAAGACGAUCAAAUUUUACAUUUGUUAUGCAUCCUGAUAAAGAUGAAAUUAUUUUAUUUGGUGGAGAAUUUCAUAAUGGUAAAAAUGUAAGUACCCUAAUUUAUACAUUAAUUAAUUUUUUAAGUUUUACUUUAUUAUUAUUAUUUUUUUUUUAGACUAUUGUGUAUAAUGAUUUAAUAUUUUAUAAUAUAAAUCAUAACACAUGGACAUUAGUGGAUGCUCCUGGUGCACCACCUUCCAGAUCAUCUCAUUCUGCAGUCAGUGUUGCUGCUGAUAAUGGGCAGUUAUGGAUUUUUGGUGGAGAGUUUGCUAGUCCUUCAGAAUAUCAAUUUUAUCAUUAUAAUGAUUUAUGGGUUUUUGGUCUGAAGAAUAAAAAUUGGACCAAAAUAGUGUAAGUAAUUUAAUACCUUUUUUAUUAUACAAAAUACACUUGUGUCAGUAGUUUAUAUUAUUCAAGUUGUAAUUUUAAUUAUUUUUUGAAGGGCUGAAGGAGGACCUUGUGCUCGUAGUGGCCAUAGAAUGGUGCUUAGUAAACGACAUUUAGUAUUAUUUGGAGGUUUUCAGGAUAAUACUCAUAACUAUCAAUAUUUUAAUGACAUAUAUGCAUUCAGUCUAGCAGACUAUAAAUGGAAAACUAUCAAAACAUCUGGUAAAUACAUUUUUCUGUUCGAUAUUGACGGCUCUGAGCCAAAAAUUAAAUUGUUCAGAAGAGCAAAAACAAAUUGUUUACAAAAAUUAUUUCAUCAAUUGUCAAUAUAAUAUUUUAUCAAAUUUACCACGCCAAGUACUAUAAUUUAUGCAUAAACAUUUUUUUUUAAUAACAUUUUACGCUAAAGAAUCACCUGUGUAUUUUUUAUAUUACAUUUAUGAUGUAAAUGUUAGUAUUACAUUUCUAAAUUCCAUUUAAGCGACAGUGUGACAAAAAAAGCUAAAAUAUAAUAACAAAGGAAGCGACAAUGUCGUCGCUUAUGAUAUAAAAAACAAAUAACAAAGAUAAAUCAAGACACUUAUGCCAAUUUUUGAUAUUUAAAAUUUUUUCCUGUUAAUGCCUUUAACACCAUAAUCUUAUAUAAUAUAUUUCAAUCGAUGCUCUUUUCUGGCGUUUAUACCAUAAUAAAAAAAAAAAAAAGGAGUUUCAAAAACAUGUCACUCACACCCUUUUACCUUAAGGCCAUCAAUAUUUUUUUUUCAAAUUUUUAUAGUUAAGAAUCUUAUAAUAAAUUUCAAUAUAGGUCAAGCACCUUCACCUAGAUCAGGAUGUCAGAUGUUUGUUAUGGAAGAUGGUAGAAUUGUUGUAUAUGGUGGUUAUUUUAAGGAAAAAAUGAAAAAAGAUUAUGACAAAGGAACAAUUUUAAUUGAUAUGUAUAUAUUAACUCCUGAAAGUAAGUUUAUAUUUUUCAAUAUAAAGUAUUUCAUUUAUCAUAAAUUAGUGAUUUUUUUUUAAGGAUUUUAAGUGAAUUUGUUUUCUAUUGUUUUUUCUUUAAUCAUAAAAUUGUUUAAGCUUUAUUUGAACACUAUUUUUUAAUUAUUCCCCUCCACAUUAUAUCUUGGAUGAGUAAAUUUUUGAUUUUGAAAUAGGGACUCCCCUUUUUAAACAUAUUCAAAUAACGAAUAUAUUUCUAAAAAUGUUGAUAUGCAUAAUACCAAUAUAAGAUUUAUUUUUGGUGAGUUAUAACUAAUUCUGAGUCUACUAUCAUGGUUAUAAUAAUUUAAAAUUUAGACUGUUAUAACUUGUAAAUGGAUAUUAGUGUUAUGUUUACUAAAAUAUUAAGAAAAAUAUUCUUUAUACUAAAACUUUUAAAAAUCAUCUAUAUUUUGCAUACUAUUUAUUGAUUAAUAAUUAUUUUAAUAAUUAAUAAUUAAUUAAAGUAUUCAAUUUAUAAAGGAACAAUAUAAAUUUAAAAAUAAUUGUUAACAAAUCUCAAAUAUAAAACAAAAUUAUUAAAAUGGUUAGUAAACCAUUACUAAAUAUGUAAUUUCAUAUAUCUAUUAGUGGUAUAUAUAUACAUACAUAUAUGUGUAUAAUGUGUGAAUAGGGUUUACCCCGUUUAUUAUAUAUACAUAAAUAAAUAAAAAAAUUACACUCACCUUCAACAGUAGCCCACCCAUUGUGUAUGUCCAUAUAUUUUUUUAAUAAUUGAGCAAAAUGAAAAAUACAUAAAAGAACAUUUUACGAAGGGCAUUUUACGAAAAUAAUUAUUUUUUUGUUUUAAAUUUAUUUUUUAAUAUAAAAAUAUUUAUAGAGCCUUGAAAUUUUAACAAAAAAUGUGUUUUUUUCUAGAUAUUAGAUGUGGUAAAAUUUUUAAAACAUUUGAGCCAUGUAUGGACAUUCUAAUUUUGCAAUUUUCUAAACAUAAUUUUUAUUUAAAAGGUAAUCUUUGAAUAAAAUGUUUAAACUAAACAGAAAUGCUUGAAAAUGCUUGACUAAGAAAAAAAAAAAUAUGAUACAUUAUUUUUUUUGUUAAAUAUAAGUUUUAAAAUCAAAUUUAGAUAAAAAUCGUAAAUAUGUUCUUUCAAAUAUGUGCAACUGAAUUCACUUAAAUUUUUUUUUUGCAACAGUUUAUUGUUGGUUACAGGUAUAAAUUAAAUAACUAUGUAUCAUUAGUGGCCGCACCCAUCCUCAGUAUCAGCUCUUAUUUUUGUUUCCAAUUGUUAAUGAUUAGCUCAUUUAUAAUAAAAAAUAUUGUGAAUUUAUUGUAUAGAAGGUGAUAUAGAUUUUUCAAAUUGCCGCUGGUCAAAAGUGAAACAAGCUGGUUCUUUACCAACUGCCCGUUGCAGUUUAUCUGGUACAUCCAUUUCUGGACAUAGUCGAGCAUACUUAUUUGGUGGUGUUUAUGAUGAAGAACUUGGAGAAGAUGAUUUAACUAGUACAUUUUAUAAUGAUUUAUUCAUGCUGGAUAUGGAACAAAAUACACCUACUUGGAGAUUAAGUAUAAAAUGAAAAAUAGUAAUAUUAUUAUUGUUUUGGUGAUAACCAUUAACUAAUAAUUAUUUAACAAGGUAUUUAUUUUUAGUUUCAGUUAAAGAUAAGUCAAAUAAACUAGAUUCUGAAGUAGCUCAAUGUUCAAUAGAUUCAGAAUCUCCAUCUCCAAGAUCACACAGCGGAAUAGCAUUUAAACAUAAUAUUUUAUAUGUCUUUGGUGGAAUUGUGGAAAAAGGUUCCAAGUCAUUAACACUUAACGAUUUUUAUUCUUUAGGUAAAUUUAAUAUGUUGUAUUGUAAUAAAUUCAUUACGUAUAUUUUUUCAAUAAAAAUUAUUGCAGAUAUAAAAAAAUUGAAGAAAUGGAAUGUCAUUCGUAAUGACGAUAUAUUAAAAUCCGUGACUUCAGACUCUAGUUCUGAUGAUAGCAUGUCGACUGAUGAAUCUAGUUCAGAAUCUUCAGAAUCGUCAGAUGAACAAAUGGAUACAGAUUAAAUGUGUUAUCCUAUAAGUAGGUCUAACAUAAAAUACAAUUUAAAAUUUAUAUAUCAAUAUUGUAAUAAUCAUAUAUUAGUUUUUUUUUUUAUAUAAAUAUAUCAUUGGUGUUUUAAUAAAGUGUAUCCAAAAUUAAAUUAUUUAAAAUUGAAGUAAAUUUAUUCUGUUGUUUUAUAUUUUUAAAAAGUCAGUUGGAAAAUAAAACUAUGCUUAGAAAUAGCAUCAUGUUUUAAGAAGCAUAAUAAACAUAUAUUUAAAAAGCUUUUUUUCAAUAAUCUAUUCAAAUAUGUAAAUAGAAUUUUAACUAGUCUAUUCAAAUGUCUACACUUUAAGCAUAUUAUUUGAUCAAUCUGUAAGAAAGUACAUUUUUUUUAUAAUGAUCAACUGAAAUAAUAUAUCAGUUUUAGAUAUUUAUAGUAUUGAUUGUAAAUAAAAACUAUAAAAGGAUAUUCAUAUAAUUAAUUAUCAAUUUCCUUGUCUUAAAUAUAAUCUGUAAUUUUGUAUUAUUUUAAUUGAUAUAACAAUCUUAAGUUUAUUGUAAUGACCUAUUUAUAAAUAAACCUUAUAAACCAUGUAUAAAAGUAAAAAGUAUGUAAAAUAAACUAUAAUAUUGUUAAAAAAAAAAAAAUUGCCUGUUUAUUAUAUCACAUUUUGAUUUUCAUACAUGCAUAUUGUAUUUGUACUAAUAUUUUUGUCUGGUGAAAUAAUAAAUAUAUAAUAUCAAAAUAAACUUAACAAUACAACAUACCUUACAAAAAUAUAAUAUUAAAAAAAAUUUAACUAUAAAAAGAGUGUAGAAAUAAAUAAAUUCAUAAUUGUAUAAUUAAUAACAGUUAGGUAACAGCACAUAUAUUAAUUAAUAAAUAAAUUGUCUUAACAUUCAAUAAUAAUAAAACUAAAUUACAAUUCUAGAUGAAAAAAACAACAUAAGAUUUAGUUAUUUAAAUUUGAGUUGAAUCUUGAAUUUAAAUACUGAAUGUUACUUUUUCAAAGUGUAUAUUAAAUUGUAUUAGUAUUAGAAUUAAUUAAUAAAUGUAUUCAAGGUACAUAAUAUAUAAGGUUAACCUGCCAAAAAAAUAAAUAUAAAAUACUGAACUAUUAUAAAAAACUGAACAAAGAAUUAGUAAUUGCUAUAAAAUACUACAUGUAAUACUAUAAAUGUUCUGUUAUUUCAACCAAUGAUGUUUCCAUUUGAAAGUCACUAGUAUUUAAUGAUAAAGAACUAAUUGUUAAAGUUGAAGGAGGAACCGAUGUACUAGAUCUCCAGUGUGUAAAUGGAAAAAAUGAUCCUAUGUUAGGUGGGGUACACACUUUUUGUGAAGAUUUAGAAUGUUUCACACUCUCAUUUAUUAUUGUUCUAAUUGCAAUAUCUUCCUAAAAAAAAUAAAAAAAAACAAAGAUAUAAAAAAUGAUUUUAAAAUAAUUAGGCUUAAUUUUCACUUACUAAUGGUUUACCCCCAUUUGAUAUUUCUAAAGUUGGUAAAAACCUAUAGUAACAUUGUGUCCAAAUAUUAAGACAAGAAAUUUCAGUAGACACUUUCAAUAGUUCAUCCUUUGCAUUUGAGGCAUUGUAAAGAGGAUUAUGAAAUUGAAUUAAAUCACGAUCCAAGAACUGUUCUUCCCAGUUCCAUAUUGACCGUAAUAUUAGAGGAUUUGUACCAUCCUAAAUAAUACAUUUUUUUUUGUAAAUUUCAUGUAUUAACUAUCAAAUAAAAAUACAAACAUUAGUAGCAUGAUGACGAUCUUGUUCACAGUCAAAUAAAAAUGUGUCAAAAAUGGAAAUAUGUGAUGUAUCCCAAAGAGUGGUUAAGUACGUUUCAGUAAAUUCAAACUUUGUAGGAAAUUGUUGAAGUAAUUGCCAAACACAAUCCAAAAACAAUAACAACAAUGGUGACUGCAAAAUAUAAAAUAUAGUUUAGCAAAGAAAUGUAUACAC